Molecule: messenger RNA, 3914 nt
Organism: Trichechus manatus latirostris (Florida manatee)
Lineage: Eukaryota; Metazoa; Chordata; Mammalia; Sirenia; Trichechidae
Gene: TLR7
Product: toll like receptor 7
Exons: 3
Coding region: 85-3285 (1066 amino acids)
Biological process (GO): toll-like receptor 7 signaling pathway; toll-like receptor signaling pathway; canonical NF-kappaB signal transduction
Cellular component (GO): plasma membrane
Molecular function (GO): protein binding; pattern recognition receptor activity
Source: RefSeq, a predicted model, not a curated record
GCUGGCAGCCUGGAGUCUCUGUGUCUCAAAGCUGCCUGCCGUCCAUCUCCUCAUUUCAGAAGACUCCAGACACAGAAUCACUCAAUGCAACCUAGAAAGAAGACCUCAACAUUCCAUUUGGGAGGAAGCCUAAAAAUGGUGUUGCGGAUGUGCGCUCAGAAUAGACUAUUUCUUAUCCUUUUGAAUGUGAUCCUAAUUUCCAAACUCCUUGGGGCUAUAUGGUUUCCUAAAACUCUGCCCUGUGAUGUCACGGUGGAUGUUCCAAAGGCUCAUGUGAUCGUGGACUGCACAGAUAAGCAUCUGAUGGAAAUCCCUGGAGGUAUUCCCACCAAUGCCACCAACCUCACCCUCACCAUUAACCACAUACCAGCCAUCUCCCCAGCCUCCUUCCGCAGGCUGGAACAUCUGAUAGAAAUUGAUUUCAGAUGCAACUGUGUACCUAUUCGACUGGGGCCGAAAGACAACAUUUGCAGUGAGAGGCUGCAGAUUAAGCCCAGAAGCUUUAGUAGACUUACUUCUUUACAAGCCCUUUAUCUAGAUGGAAACCAGCUUCUGGAGAUACCUCAAGGUCUUCCUGCCAGCUUAAAGCUGCUGAGCCUUGAGGCCAACACCAUCUUUUCCAUAAUGAAAGAGAAUAUAACGGAACUGGCCAACAUAGAAAUACUCUACCUGGGCCAAAAUUGUUAUUAUCGCAAUCCUUGUAAUGUUUCAUUUUCAAUUGAAAAAGAUGCCUUCCUAAGCCUGAAGAAUUUGAAAGUGCUGUCCCUAAAAGAUAACAAUAUCUCAGCUGUUCCCACUGUUUUGCCAUCUUCUUUAACUGAACUCUAUCUUUACAACAACAUCAUCACAAAAAUCCAAGAACAUGAUUUUGAUAACCUCAACCAACUGCAACUUCUUGACCUAAGUGGAAAUUGCCCUCGUUGUUAUAAUGUCCCAUUUCCUUGUACACCCUGUGAAAAUAAUUCUCCCCUACAGAUCCACGUAAAUGCUUUUGAUGCGUUAAUAGAAUUAAGAGUUUUACGUCUGCAUAGUAACUCACUUAGGCAUGUGCCUAAAAGAUUGUUUCAAAACAUUAAAAAACUUGAGGAACUAGACCUUUCCCAAAACUUCUUGGCCAAAGAAAUUGGAGAUGCCAAAUUUUUGCAUUUUCUUCCCAACCUUGUCCAAUUGGAUCUGUCUUUCAAUUAUGAGCUUCAGGUCUAUCAUGCAUAUAUGAAUCUAUCAAAUGAAUUUGCUUCACUGAAAAAUCUGAGAAUUUUGCGGAUCAAAGGAUACGUGUUUAAAGAGCUGAAUAGUCUCAACCUCUCCCCUUUACGGAAUCUUUCCAAUCUUGAAGUUCUUGAUCUUGGCACUAACUUUAUAAAAGUUGCCGACCUCAGCAUAUUUAAACAAUUUGAAAAGUUGAAAGUCAUAGAUCUUUCAUUGAAUAAAAUAUCACCUUCAGGAGACUCAAGUGAUGUUGGCUUCUGCCCUAACUCGAGAACUUCUGUAGACAGUUAUGGACCCCAGGUCCUCGAAGCUGGACACUAUUUUAGAUAUGAUGAGUAUGCAAGAAGCUGCAGGUUCAAACACAAUCAGACUCCUUUUUUGCCCUUUAAUGGAAAUUGCAAAAUGUAUGGGCAGACCUUGGACCUAAGUAAGAAUAAUAUAUUUUUUGUCAAGUCCUCUGAUUUCCAACAUCUUUCCUUCCUUAAAUGCUUAAACUUGUCAGGAAAUUCAAUUAGCCAAACUCUUAAUGGCACUGAAUUCCAGCCUUUAGUGGAGUUGAAGUAUUUGGACUUUUCUAACAACCGACUUGAUUUACUCUACUCAACAGCAUUUGAGGAGCUACGCAACCUAGAAAUUCUGGAUAUAAGUAGUAACGGCCAUUAUUUCCAAUCAGAAGGACUUACUCACAUGCUGAACUUUACCAAGAACCUAAGUUUUCUGAAGAAACUGAUGAUGAACGACAAUGGCAUCUCUACCUCCUCCAGCAGGACCAUGGAGAGCAGUUCUCUUAAAAUUCUGGAAUUCAGAGGAAACCACUUGGAUGUUUUUUGGAAAGAUGGUGAUAACAGAUACUUACAAUUCUUCAAGAAUCUGCAAAACUUAGAGGAAUUAGACAUCUCUGAAAAUUCCCUGAGUUUCUUGCCUCCUGAGGUUUUUGAUGGUAUGCCUCCAAAUUUAAAGACCCUCUCCUUAGUCAAAAAUGGGCUCAAGUCUUUCAGUUGGGAAAGACUUCAGCUUCUGAAGAAUCUGGAAACUUUGGACCUCAGCCAAAACCAGCUGAAGACUGUUCCCGAGAGAUUAUCCAACUGUUCCAGCAGCCUCAAGAGACUGAUUCUUAAUAAUAAUCAAAUCAGGCAACUGACAAAGUAUUUUCUACAAGAUGCUUUUCAGUUGCGACAUCUGGACCUCAGCUCAAAUAAAAUCCAGAUUAUCCAAAAGACUAGCUUUCCAGAAAACGUCCUCAACAAUCUGGAGACGUUGCUUUUGCACCAUAAUCGGUUUCUGUGUACCUGUGAUGCUGUGUGGUUUGUCUGGUGGGUUAACCAUACGGAGGUCACUAUUCCUUACCUGGCCACUGAUGUGACUUGUGUGGGGCCAGGGGCACAUAAGGGCCAGAGUGUGGUCUCCCUGGAUCUGUACACCUGUGAGUUAGAUCUGACUAACCUGAUUCUGUAUUCAUUUUCCAUAUCUAUGGCUCUCUUUCUGAUGGUGGUUACGACAGCAAGCCACCUCUAUUUCUGGGAUGUGUGGUAUAGUUACUAUUUCUGCAAGGCCAAGAUAAUGGGGUAUCAGCGUCUGAUAUCACUGGAUUCUUGUUAUGAUGCUUUCAUUGUGUAUGACACUAAAGAUCCAGCCGUGACAGAAUGGGUUUUGGACGAGCUGGUGGCCAAAUUGGAAGACCCAAGAGAGAAACAUUUUAAUUUAUGUCUUGAGGAAAGGGACUGGUUACCAGGGCAGCCAGUUUUGGAAAACCUUUCCCAGAGCAUACAGCUGAGCAAAAAGACUGUGUUCGUGAUGACAAACAAGUAUGCAAAGACUGAGAACUUCAAGAUAGCAUUUUACCUUUCCCAUCAGAGGCUCAUAGAUGAAAAAGUGGAUGUGAUUAUCUUGAUAUUCCUUGAGAAACCUCUUCAGAGAUCCAAGUUCCUCCAGCUCCGGAAGAGGCUCUGUGGGAGUUCUGUUCUUGAGUGGCCAACAAAUCCACAGGCUCACCCAUACUUCUGGCAGUGUCUGAAAAAUGCCUUGGCCACGGACAAUCAUGUGGCCUAUAGUCAGGUGUUCAAAGAGACAGUCUAGCCCUUUGUAAAAUGUGACUGCCUAGCUACCAAGGAGACAUUUAGUUGCCUGAAUUCUCUCAUCAAUUUCUCACCAAGAGUGUUUUGAAAUUCUCCAAGAGCUGGAAUUGCCUGUAUCACCACCGUUAGACAAAGGAGUUGGAAAGAUGGGAUUUAUAAAUGCAUCUGAGCCUUCCUUCCUAUGUCUCUAUGUCUCCACUUGCACUUGAGUCUCUCUCCUCAGCUCUUGUGUAAAAUAUAUUAGGAGAAAGGUGGCAAGUAGAGGACAUGGGGCUCUGAUUCUCCUAUAAAAUGUGGUUAGUAAAUAUACACACAAUCAUGAAAUUGAGAAGAACUGAGGUUCUAUGCUUAAUAAGUACUGGUGCAUGUGGAAAUAGGGUAAAAAUGCUCAGGCUCUGUCUAUACGGCACCAACAUGUGCCAUAGUUAGUUGAGAGAAAUAAAAACCCAGUCAAACCGUUAACUCACUUCUCAACCAACUGCAUCAUCUAAAGUCUCUUUCUGUGGAGGCCAAGUGUUGGCACAGGCAGAUGGUUGCUUCUUUGGUACCACUUGCUCUUUUUCCCUGGACCUGCUGCUGGAUUCCAUGAGGAGAUAGUGAGAGACAUCUUUACCACCACAAGACAUGAUA